Messenger RNA from Trypanosoma rangeli, 513 nucleotides. RefSeq lists its product as uncharacterized. The record is from RefSeq and is a predicted model, not a curated record. NCBI's taxonomy places the organism in Eukaryota, Euglenozoa, Kinetoplastea, Trypanosomatida, Trypanosomatidae. The transcript has a single exon. Bases 1 to 513 code for a protein of 170 amino acids.
AUGCCACUAUGUGUUGCGUUGGAAACUGGUGCCGGUGUCACUCCCAAUCCUACCAUGUGCAUAGACUCUUCAGUUCCCGUGGCGAUAUAUGCCUGGCUAUACACCUUUCAUUUUCAGUCAUUUUUUUCAUGGCGAAACAGGUGGAUAUCUGGCAUGAAUGAAAACACAAGCAUUGUGGAUGAACGUAUUUAUUUUUUGGAAAUAUUACUUCAUGUCCUCAUGUGUACACAUUUAGUAUGGCCUAUUCGUCACAUGUUUGGUCUUCAAAAAAAAGAUGUUUUGUUUUGCUUUAAAUUCCCCUCUUUUUUUACAUCAUUUCUAUGCAUGGUUGUGAUAGGUGCGUUCAUCCUUAUCUAUGUGUCGCUUGUUGCCAUGAACAAGGUCUAUGUAGAGACGUUCCGAGUUGUGUGGGUGCUUCUGUGGGGAUUUCCCGCCUUUAUGCUUGUUAGCACGCUGGGAUCUGAAGAUGCCAUCGUUACACAUUUUGCCUCUACAUUUGCCUCGGCUACAUAG